AUGGCUCCCUCGCGCAUCCCUGCCAUCUGCCUGGGCCUAGGCCUGGCCAUCUGCCUGGUCUGGUUCACCGUCCAGCUGAGCCUGCGAAGUCCGCACAACCUGCUCGCCCAGGCCACGGAUUUGUUGGGCGGACUGCACGACCAAACGUCUGCGCUGGACGAGACGAUGUCCAACGGAACCGAUCGGCCGCUGGUGCUAUAUGCCUAUGCCGAGUCUAAUGCCGGUCGUGCCGAUCUGGCCUUUUUUGUGCACAACGGUCUGCACCGGCGCGCCGACUUUGUCUUCAUCUUUAACGGGCCGACCAAUGCGACCGAUAUGGUCCCGGCCGACCUGCCCAACGUGCGUGUCGUGCAGCGCAAAAACACCUGCUUCGACCUGGGCGCCUUUGGCGAGGUGCUGCGCACAGAUGACCUCUGGAAGCGUUACAAGCGCUUCAUCACCAUGAACGCCAGUAUUCGCGGCCCUUUCGUGCCGCUCUACUCAUCCGCCUGCUGGACAGAUAUCUUUCUUAACCGGGUCACCGAGCGUACUAAACUUGUCGGCCUCUCUCUCAACUGUGGCCCACGACCGCACGUGCAAUCGAUGAUCUGGGCUACAGACUCCGUCGGCAUGGCAAUCUUGCUCGACCCCGAACUGGCACACUCGGUCGGCCGUACUGAUAGUUUUGCCAAUAGAAAGAGCCCCGUCGGCCUCACCCCCUGCUACAGUGACUGGCGAGCAGCCGUACACGCCGAGAUCGGCACCACGGAGCUCAUCCAGUCGCAGGGCUACGAUGUGGACGUGCUUAUGACAGCAUACCAAGGGCAUGGUGGAAAGCAUGGAAAGCAUGGAAGGAAGGCGACCAAGGCGUAUUGCGACACUCUGGACGAGAUUGCAGACCCCUUCACAUUACAAGGCUACUUUGGCAGCAACAUUCACCCCUACGAGACAGUGUUCGCAAAGGCGAACCGGGACAUCGACCUCCCACUGCUGGAGCACUUGACAUUAUGGCACAUGAACAUGAAUCACACUGCCUGGAACAUGUGCGGGUCGUAA
Messenger RNA from Grosmannia clavigera kw1407, 1035 nucleotides. RefSeq lists its product as uncharacterized. The record is from RefSeq and is a predicted model, not a curated record. Bases 1 to 1035 code for a protein of 344 amino acids. Lineage: Eukaryota; Fungi; Ascomycota; Sordariomycetes; Ophiostomatales; Ophiostomataceae. The transcript is spliced from 2 exons.